Messenger RNA from Cryptomeria japonica (Japanese cedar), 1401 nucleotides. RefSeq names its product LRR receptor-like serine/threonine-protein kinase FLS2. The transcript has 3 exons. Lineage: Eukaryota; Viridiplantae; Streptophyta; Pinopsida; Cupressales; Cupressaceae. Gene Ontology annotation, molecular function: protein binding. The record is from RefSeq and is a predicted model, not a curated record. The coding region runs from base 1 to 1401 and encodes 466 amino acids.
AUGAGCGAGAAACAAGGAGCAGGGCAAGCUAAGGUUUCGACGCCUGCUAGUUUAGGCGAAGGAUACGAGGACGAUGAUGAGGCAGAUAGUGAAGGGGGGGCCUCUUCUCUUUGGCCCAAGUUGGUUGCCUUGAUUUUGGCACAGGCUUCUAUGUUCUUGAAUCUAUCCUACAAUAUGCUUGAUGGAAAAGUACCCCUCGGAGGGCAGUUUCUAACGUUUGUGGAGUCGUCCUACUUAGGCAAUCUUAAUCUAAGUGGGAUUCCAUUUACCAAUAUAACCAUCUGCAACAACUCUUCUGGCUCUGGCAACUACAUAAGUAUCGAGAGAAUUGGUGAAGUAGAGAAUUCAGAUGGUGAAAUGAUAGGAUGGACAGUCGGACUUGGAUUGAGUUAUGGUUUGGGAUUCUCUGUUGUGAUUGGAGUAUUGACUUUGAAUAAGAGGAAUCUUGGAGGAGACAUUUCUUUCACUGGACAACGAAAGUCUUCUUUGUCACUAACUAGCAUUGAUCUUUCAGGGACAACCAUCAAGGGCCAAAUUCCAUCUACUAUAUGGAAUAUCUCAUGCUUGGAGCAUCUUCGUUUGAGAGAUACCAGAAUUGAAGGUGAGAUUCCAUUUGCUAUAUGGAAUAUGUCACCUUUGAAGGAUCUUCUUCUCUCAAAUACCAGAAUUGAAGGUGAGAUUCCAUCUGCUAUAGGGAAUGCAUUGUCCUUGGAAAGUCUUUCUCUAUCGAAUACCAGAUUUGAAGGUAAGAUUCCAUCUACUAUAGGGAAUGUAUCAUCCUUGAAGUGUCUUGAUCUAUAUAAUACCUCUAUUGAAGGUGAGAUUCCUCUUUCCAUAGUCAAUCUCUCUAAACUUGUUGAAUUGGACUUGUCCUACAACAUGUUAACUGGGGUAAUCCCUCCUUCAUUGGACUCACUUUCUACCCUUGUUAGACUUCACCUUAAUGCCAACGAAUUGCAUGGUAUGAUUCCAUCUACAAUUUCAAAUCAUUUUCAUGGUAGAAUCCCAUGCCAGGUAAUUGGCCUUCCAAAUCUUCAAAUUUUGGACCUUUCUGGCAACAACCUUUCACAACCCAUUCCAAGAAACCUUACAAACUUGCUCACAAUGGUCAAUGCAUUGCAGAGUAAUCCAAACGAUUUGGAAGACGUUAGAUAUACAAAUAAAAUUACAAUUUCCUGGAAAGGCUGGGAUGUUGAAUUUGUGAAAGUUCUCUUUAUUCUUAAAUGUAUUGAUCUUUCAAACAACAACUUAUCAGGGAGAAUUCCUUCUAAAAUGGGAUCUCUUGAAGGCUUGACAGCCCUUAACCUUUCAAGGAAUCAUCUCCGUGGCCGAAUCCCAAAAAACAUUGGGACACAUGGAUCAACUAGAGUCUCUGGACCUCUUGCUAAACAAGUUGAAUGA